Girardinichthys multiradiatus is the source of this 1837-nucleotide messenger RNA. It is a transcript of the gene dnajc22, whose product is annotated as DnaJ (Hsp40) homolog, subfamily C, member 22. The transcript has 4 exons. The record is from RefSeq and is a predicted model, not a curated record. Gene Ontology annotation, cellular component: early endosome; plasma membrane. Gene Ontology annotation, biological process: endocytosis. NCBI's taxonomy places the organism in Eukaryota, Metazoa, Chordata, Actinopteri, Cyprinodontiformes, Goodeidae. Bases 151 to 1167 code for a protein of 338 amino acids.
CCAAAGUCCAACUAUUGCAACAUGUCCUAACUUCAACUCCGGAAAGCGCUGGAAAGGAUUUUCUCUGACUACAGAUUUGAAAUUAUGGACUAAGAACAAACCAAGGAUGACCGCUCAUUAGCACAGGAACUGAUCCACUUCAAGCACAGUAUGGUGAAAAGAGUACUGGUAGCCUAUGCCCUGUGGGCCAUGGGUGGGCCUUUGGGUCUUCACCAUCUCUACUUAGGAAGAGACAGCCAUGCUCUACUGUGGAUGCUAACCCUGGGAGGUUUUGGGUUUGGCUGGGCCAGAGAGUUCAUGCGUAUUCCUGCAUACGUAAGUGAGGCCAAUCGAGAUGCAGAAAAAGAAAGAUGGCCUCACAUAGAGGGACCCCCACCCGCCAGCCCCGUCAGAUUUGCUGGACAGGUGUGUGUUGGAAUCUACUUUGGAGUGGUAGCUCUCAUUGGACUAAACUCCCUCAGUUUCUUCUACUUGAUUGUUCUGCCCUUAAGCGUGGGUGCAGGAGUUCACUUGGUGUCCAGUGUUGGUGAACAGACUGCAGAUCUCCAAAAAACCCUGACUGCCUGUCUUGUUACAUCACCAAUAUUCUAUGGCAGCUCUCUGUCACCUCUUCCCAUAAGCUUGGCUGCUAGCAUCACUGCCUCACAGAACCGCAAGUUCAAACCUUCCAAAGCACGUGGCAGCCAGCAGAAAUUAGGUCCACGGCUUUACAGGAUUGGUCUUGCUUGGCUGGCCUUCUCUGCUCCAUUGGGUUAUUGUUUUUUUUACAACACUACAGCCACACUGUAUUACAUGUCUGACACAAUAGCUGCACUGCUGGAUAUUUUCUGGUUCCUGCCUUGGCUCAGAGGUGUGUUGGAAUACUUUCUUCUAAUGCCAUAUCGUAUCUUGUGUGCAUUGACUGGAGGGGGAUACCACGAAGAUGCUUGGAGGAAGGUGCUGGAAAUACUGCUGAAAGAGUACACAGAGAGAGAAAAAGAGGCGUUGAGGGUAUUGUCAUUGGAGACAGAAGCAUCACUUGAGGAGAUAACCCGAAGCUACAGGGAUCUGGCCAAAACAUGGCAUCCAGACCACAAUCCCAGCAAUGAUGCUGAGAAAAUGUUCAUGAAGGUCCAGGAGGCUUAUGAGGUCUUGAUGAAAUGGCACAAACCCCAUAGAUUCAAAUAACAGUGCUGUAUUUCUUACAGAUUGGCCAAACUCGAAUUUCAGUAAUAAAGGAGCAGUUUUGUGAUGUGCACCGUGUUUAUGGACCACCUGUCAGUUCCAAUUUCUUCUAUCUUUAAUUGGAUUGAGAUCCUGAAGGUUUGCAGGACAUGUAAUUAAGUUGAUCUGCAGUUCUUAAAGAAAGGUUUGAAUGUUUUUUGUUCAUUUGGAAGAUACAUUAUUAAAAAUUAUUUCAUCAUCAUCAAACCUUCAGGACUGGUGGAACAAGAAAAGUGUCUAAAAUGUCAACGUGCACGAAUGGCUGUUAGGGUCAUCUGUCUCUAUUAUGGUCCUGUAAGGAUUUAGAUAAAAUGUUUUUCAGCCACUUGGCAGGUUUUACUCCCUACCUUGACCAGUUGAUAUAGCACCCGCCUCCCUGUGACUUUACAACAUUAAGUGAGCAUAGAAAAUUACAUUUUUCAAUUGAGAGCUCUGUGGAUGGAGUCAUGUAUCCUGUCAGGCAGAGAUGCCUCCAAGCACUCUUUUUUAAAUGCAGACCCAUUUGCAGAAUUAGACUUGUGCAGGUAUUUGUAUAACCCUUCUCUGUUCUGCAGAGAUGUCAAUGAAUUAUUUUGAUGUAUGUUUUUAGAAAGCCAGGAUUGUUGUCUGUUAAAAUAAAUAAAUUUGUAUCAUU